Molecule: messenger RNA, 2464 nt
Organism: Oryza sativa Japonica Group (Japanese rice)
Lineage: Eukaryota; Viridiplantae; Streptophyta; Magnoliopsida; Poales; Poaceae
Product: aspartyl protease UND
Cellular component (GO): extracellular region
Source: RefSeq, a predicted model, not a curated record
AUCUAGCCAUCAAUUCGCCCAAAUAUUCAGAACAACGUUUUCUCGUCUCCCUAUCACUGUCCUGAUCUGCAUUGCUGCAUUAGCACUCGUUGUACGGUUCAUCUCCCGCGAUGCAGCCGCCGUCCAUGAGCCAGUUGCUGCUGCUCCUACUUCCGACGACGACUCAAUUGGCGGCGGCGGGCUUUCUUUCAUCCUCUGGUCGAUGAAUUUAGAUAUGAACAAACUUGGGAGUAUGUGAUGUUCCCGGUGAAACAAUUAGCAAAUUCAUUCAACAGUGUUAAACGGAUCUCUGGUAUAAACAAUCUAGGACAUUGUAAACAUCUAAAAAUUUGAUUUAAUUUGGUAGGGGCCGCGCGGACGCGUACCCCCUCUUGCCACAAAUUAUGACGUCCACUCUCCCUCUUGGGGAGAUGGUAAGCCAGUGCUCCUCCCAAGUGCAAUGGAGGCCACUAGCCUAGGCCAUGGACCUUCUUGAUCGCCCAUAGACCCCGUCCAGGUAAGUAAGAUUGUACGCAGUCCUGCCUCUCCUUUUAUACCCUUCCCCUGCUACCCUUCUCACGUCGCCAAGCGAUGUGGUACUAAUCCUCUACCAUCCAUUGCUAAUUGCCGUAGUCGAAUCGUUCUCCGAGUGGCGCGCUUGUAGUUUUUGGGCCGUGGGCUCUUUCGCUCGGCCUUUCAUGGGCUUGCGGAUCCGGCCCAUGAAAUGCUUUUGGCCCAAGCAGAUGCAGAGCUAGUUCUCCAUUGCCGCCUUGCCGCCGUGGCGGCGUGAGCUACCAGAACAGGAAUUGUUCGUCAUGACUGAUGCAUGCUUGCUGCUAAUUUUCAGGCUUCAGCCAGGAGAAAAAAAAUUAUGUUUCCAUGCACAUUUCAGCAGCUGCUUGUAGUUUUAGCCAGCCAUCAAUUCGUUCAAAUCUUUGCAACAUGUUUUCUCCUCUCCCUGUCACUGUUCUUGUUAGCAUUGCUGCAUUGGCGUUCAUCUCCGGCGAUGCAACCAUCGUCCAUGAGCCAGUUGCUGCUGCUGCUGCACCUUCUUCUGACGAGGCUGAUUCCAUCGACGGCGGCGGUGGCGGAUUUUCUCUCCCCCUCGUUCGCCGGAGGUCCACCACCACCACCACCAUGAUCGACGUUGCCAAAAAGGAGAUCCAGCUUGCCACCGCCAUCGCCGCCGGAGACAAGAAGCUCCUCGUGCCGUUGUACGGCCGGCCACAAGGUGGCAGCACCUACCUCGUGCAGCUCCGCAUCGGCACGCCCACGGACCGGAUCUCGCCGAGGUACGUCCUGUUCGACACCGGCAGCGACCUCUCGUGGACGCAGUGCGAGCCCUGCACCAACUGCUCCUCCUUCACCCCGUACCCGCCCCACGAUCCGUCCAAGUCCCGCACGUUCCGCCGCCUCUCCUGCUUCGACCCGAUGUGCGAGUUGUGCACCGCCGUCGUCGAUGGCGGAGGCGGAUCUGCAGGGUGCCUGUUCAGGCGGCGCUACGGCGACGGCGGCGCCGUGUCAGGCGAGCUCGUGUCGGACGUCUUCCACUUCGGCGCGGCAGGCGACGGCGGCGGGUACCAGCUCGAGCGGGACGUCGCGUUCGGCUGCGCGCACGUCGAGGAUUCCAAGGCUGUCAGGGGUUACAGCACCGGCAUCCUCGCGCUUGGCAUCGGCAAGCCGUCGUUCGUGACGCAGCUGGGUGUGGAUAGGUUCUCGUACUGCAUCCCAGCAUCAGAGAUAACCGACGACGACGACGACGACGACGACGACGAGGAGAGAUCGGCGAGCUUCCUCCGGUUUGGUUCUCACGCAAGAAUGACAGGGAAGAGGGCCCCGUUCAAGCAGGACGGCAGCGGCUACGCCGUUCGCCUGAAGAGCGUGGUGUACCAGCACGGCGGUCGCCUGAAUCAGCAGCAACCUGUACCCGUAUAUGUUGCCGGAGAAGAAGCAGCAGCAGCCAUGCCGAUGCUGGUGGACUCCGGAACGACGCUGCUCUGGCUACCGGGCAGCGUCUUCUACCCUCUGCAGAGGAGGAUCGAGGAGGACAUCUCUCUCACCAGGAGGUACGACCUCACGCAUCCAAGCCUCUACUGCUACCUCGGAAACAUGACGGAUGUCGAGGCGGUUUCAGUGACGCUCGGCUUCGGUGGAGGCGCGGAUCUCGAGCUGUUUGGCACUUCGCUGUUCUUCACUGACGAGAAUUUAACAGAAGACUGGGUUUGUCUAGCUGUUGCUGCGGGGAACAGGGCGAUACUGGGAGUGUAUCCUCAGCGUAACAUCAACGUCGGGUAUGAUCUGUCCACCAUGGAGAUAGCGUUUGAUCGUGAUCAGUGUGAUCGUGUGUAGUGGUAGCUGAUGUUUGUUAAUAUUUUUCAUGCUGUCGCUCUGCAUUUCAGCUCCUCUCUAAUGUUAGUCUGUAUGAACAGAAGUUAGCAGCCACUAUCAGUGAGAAAUCAUUAUUUUUAUACAUUAUAUUCCCUUU